UCCACGUCUGUCAAAAGUUGCAUGCUAACCGAAAGGCGAAAGUUUAAGUCAGAGGAUCAAAGAUAAUUACCACCCACGAGUCCGCUGAGAAAACAGGAUGUCAAAGGACGCCAAUUCCAAGGAGGCGCUGAUCAAGGCGGCCUACGCCGAUGUGCACAAGUUCGGCAAUAACCGCGAGUUCGACAAGGCAGUCAAGGCGGUCAAUCGCAUCCUGGGCGUGGCCCCCGACGAUCCCACGGCCUUGCACUGCAAGGUGGUGUGCCUGGUGCAGCUGUCCAAGUUCGAGGAGGCCUACAAGUUCAUCGAGAAGAAUCGCCUGUCCUCGUUAGCCUUCGAGAAGGCCUACUGCGAGUACCGUCUAAAUAAACAGCAGCAGGCGUUGAAGACGAUCGAUGAUGCGGGCCUGCAGCCCCUGCCUCAGAACCUCAAGGAGUUGCGCACCCAGGUCCUUUAUCGCUUGGAGCGCUACGAUGACUGUCUGGACUCCUACCGCGACAUCAUCAAGAACACCAGCGACGAGUACGAGGACGAGCGGCGAACCAAUCUGAGCGCAGUGGCCGCCAACCUGGCCGUUGACCAGGCCAAGGAGGUGCCCCAGGUGCCGGAGGACACCUACGAGCAGUACUUCAAUAGCGCCUGCAUCCAGGCCAACCGUCAGAAGUACGCCGAGGCCGAGAGGAAGCUGCGCACCAGCGAGAAACUGUGCCGCGAAUUUCUCGAGGAAGAGGGCGCCUCCGAGGAAGAGAUCAUCGAGGAGGUGGACGUCAUCCGCGUCCAGUUGGCCUACGUUCUACAGCUGCAGGGCAAGACCAAGGAGGCGGGCAUCAUCUACGCGGACUGCCUUCGCCACAAGCCGAAGGACGCCGCCCUAGUGGCCGUGGCCAGUAACAACUCGGUGGUGAUCAACAAAGACCAGAAUGUUUUUGACUCCAAGAAGAAGAUUCGCGCCGCCCUGGCCGAUGCAUGUGAGCCAAAGCUAACUUCACGCCAGAAGCAGGUUAUUGCUCUCAACAACUGUCUGCUGGCCCUAUACACCAACGCCGGCGACCAAGUGCAGCAGAUCAGCCAGAAGUUGGCGCAGAGCUACCCUCAGGUGGAGUUCGAAGCGCUGCUCAUCCGCUGCAGCCAGCUGGCCAAGGACCGCAAACACAAGGAGGCCAUCGAUCAGCUGCAGAAGUUUGCUGCCGCCAACAAAUCCCAUCAGUUUGUUAGCAAGUUCGCCGUCAUCCAAUUGCAACUGCUGCAGGGCAGCCGCAAAGAUGCCAUCGAGACAUUGCUUUCAUUGGGUGAGGCCAAGUACAAGCCUGGAGUCGUUUCCGCUCUGGUUUCCCUUUACCUGGGCACGGACAAUAAGGCAGCGGCCUCGGCGCUGCUAAAGUCCGCUGUGGACUGGUACAAGAAGAACAAUGUGAGCAGUGGUGAUUUGUCGGAUAUGUGGCGUCAGGCGGCUGAGUUCCAUCUGCGCGGUGGGGCCUCAGAAACGGCCGCCAGCUCGCUAGAAGAGCUGCUUAAGUUGAACCCCAACGACACGAAGGUGCUGGCCCAGCUGGUCAUCGCCUACGCGCAGUUCCAGCCCAAGCGGGCACUUGAGCUCAGCAAAAAACUGCCUAAGCUGGAGACGCUUACCACGGCUUCCGAAAUCGACGCCCUGGAGGCGGCCAACUGGGUGAUGUCCGCCAAAGCGGCCAAGAAGUCUGCCAAUGCCAAGAUCGAACCCUCACCGAGCACCCCCAUAGAGAAGAAAAAGAACCAGAAUCGGAAACGAAAGGGCAAGCUGCCGAAGAACUACAACGCCGAAGUGGGUCCUGAUCCGGAGCGGUGGUUGCCCAAGUACGAGCGCACUGGAUUCCGGAAGAAGCGAGGUGGUGCGCGAGGCAAGGAUGUCAUCAAGGGAUCUCAGGGCAUGACAUCGGGAGCAGCCGAUCAAUACGAUAUGUCCAACCGCGUCAAUCUGAGCAAGAACUCCCCCGCCACGCCCGUUUACCAAGAGACGACCCCAGGACCAAGGCAGCAGCACCGCAAAGGUGGCCACAAAAAGAAGAAGGGCGGCCGCUUCUAGAUUAACACAGACCUAAACAAAUGUCAAUACUUUCGAACGCCAAUUAUACAACCCGCUUUGAAUGUUA
Messenger RNA from Drosophila rhopaloa, 2126 nucleotides. RefSeq names its product signal recognition particle subunit SRP72 (gene Srp72). Gene Ontology annotation, molecular function: protein binding; ribosome binding; 7S RNA binding. The record is from RefSeq and is a predicted model, not a curated record. The coding region runs from base 98 to 2059 and encodes 653 amino acids. Gene Ontology annotation, biological process: SRP-dependent cotranslational protein targeting to membrane. The transcript is spliced from 4 exons. Gene Ontology annotation, cellular component: signal recognition particle, endoplasmic reticulum targeting. NCBI's taxonomy places the organism in Eukaryota, Metazoa, Arthropoda, Insecta, Diptera, Drosophilidae.